GGCAAAAAAUUAUGCACUCUAAUUGAUCUAAGAUUGGAACAACAUCGAGCUGCUGGUCAACCUGGACAUGAGCUUCACUCAGCAGAAAAGAUAUUACAAAUUAAUGUUAAAAAUUCAGAACAGAAGGAAAAUAGGAAUUUGAAAUCCUAUGACGAUGAAGCCUUAAUGGGAAGGCCUUGUUCUAGCAAGAACGAAGGGAUCGCUUUGGUUAAUAAAUGUUCAAUCAACAAAAGCACUAAUGUCUCCUCUAAAAAAGUGCAGAUUGAGUCGGCUACUCUCGUCAGACCCUCCAAAUUCAGUCUAAUACCCAGAAGUUUUAAUAUUAUUUUGCUGAUUGACACUCAAGAAGUAAAAGGGAAAGUUAAAGACGACGUAGUAUCACAAUUGACUCGUGAAAAAAUCAAUUUUGAGAUUCGUCAUCUGCACGUGGGGGACUUCCUUUGGAUCGCACAAUGCCGCAGGACUCGUCAAGAAUUAGUUCUUCCAUACAUCAUUGAACGCAAGCGAAUUGAUGAUUUCGCUGCGAGUAUGAAGGAUGGAAGGUAUGGCGAGCAAAAGUUCAGGCUGAAAAAGAGUGGAAUUCCCAAUAUUGUUUACAUGAUUGAGCAACUGCCGCAUGGUACGACGAAUAAUUCCAUACCAGAGGCUAAUAUACUGCAGGCAGCAGUGAAUUCAAUUAUUCACCAUGGAUUCUUCGUGAAGGACACCAGUAGUCAUCGAGAUUCCUUGCUGUACCUGGCGACAUUCACGAAAAAUCUUGUCGAGCUAUUCAAGGAUAAAUUGUUAAUCCAGUGUGAUAAGAAUAGUCUUCCCGAUAAAAUCAACUUCGAUGCUGAGGAAAUCUCUCUCAUGGAUUUCAAACAGUUCAAUGAGUCUUCUAUGAAACUUAGAGCGCUCGAUGUCCAGCAGAUGUUCAUGAAACAACUCCUCCCGAUAAGAGGACUCGCCCCAGAGGGAAUUUUGACAAUCCUUCAGUAUUAUAAGUCUCCCAUGGCCUUGAAGAAAGCCCUGGAUGAUGCAGGACCUGGAGCAGUGGCACUUCUGACAUCUUUGCAGUCUGUUAGAACCAAGCGGAGGUUGGGACCAAUUCUCGCCAAGAAAAUAUAUCAAUUCUACACUCAGGGAUUCCUUCGAUGAAUGAACAUAAUACUCCUAUAUUAUCUGUUAACUCAUUAUAAUAAUCUGCAUUAAAUAUUAUAUUUUUAUUUUA
Fopius arisanus is the source of this 1210-nucleotide messenger RNA. RefSeq names its product mus81 structure-specific endonuclease subunit (gene mus81). The record is from RefSeq and is a predicted model, not a curated record. Gene Ontology annotation, molecular function: crossover junction DNA endonuclease activity; DNA binding; 3'-flap endonuclease activity. The coding region runs from base 166 to 1137 and encodes 323 amino acids. Gene Ontology annotation, cellular component: Holliday junction resolvase complex; nucleus. Gene Ontology annotation, biological process: double-strand break repair via break-induced replication; mitotic intra-S DNA damage checkpoint signaling; DNA catabolic process. The transcript has a single exon. NCBI's taxonomy places the organism in Eukaryota, Metazoa, Arthropoda, Insecta, Hymenoptera, Braconidae.